UAAUUCUGUUAACUUAAAGAUAAUUAACUCCUAUAUGUAUCGAGCUCAAAUCUUCGUCUAGGGGCUUGGAAAUAGCAAAAUACGAUUUAUUCGCGUAAUAACGGAAUACGCAAAGAAUGAACGAUAAUACCACUUUUUGAGACUUUAUGUACAGGAUGUUUAGGUCGCAUUGAUAUAGAAAACACCUGUUUCGCUUGGGUACAUAACAUUUUGUACUUAAUAAAUUAGAAACGCUGGAAGGUUCAAAAAGGGACAACUUUGACGUGGUUUGACGUUGUUCUUGAACAGGGAGUUUAACCAAGGCUACCCUAGUCUGUAUAUAUAUAUGUAUAUUUGAAUAAAAACUUGCUAUUAUGUGGGAUAUACCAAACAUGCAAGAUAAUGAUGACGAGGAUGAUAUACCCAUUGGUAAUUUGUUUGCAAGAAGGAUGUUAUCCAGGCCCACAACAACAAGAAGUUACAGAAAUCCAAAGUCGUCAAACAACUCCGUAACUGACUAUGCUGAUCAAGAUUUGUCAAGUGAGAUCAAUGCCAUAAUUGGUGGCGCCCCAGUUAUUGAAACAAAAAGUAGUUGCAAAGGUUCCUGCCAAAAAGGGUGUGACUGUCGUAAAAUUGGGGUAAAAUGCACAGUUGGAUUUUGCCUAUGUGAUCCAUGUAAAUGCAAAAACAUAAAUUUCCAAGUAACAAUAAAAUUGUUUACCUUGCUACCCAUUUUGGUAAAAGUACGUAUACACUUGAAGACUAAAUUACAACGCACUUACAUUAUAUAG
Molecule: messenger RNA, 770 nt
Organism: Hydractinia symbiolongicarpus
Lineage: Eukaryota; Metazoa; Cnidaria; Hydrozoa; Anthoathecata; Hydractiniidae
Exons: 2
Coding region: 354-770 (138 amino acids)
Source: RefSeq, a predicted model, not a curated record